This is a messenger RNA of Rhinichthys klamathensis goyatoka, 1096 nucleotides long. It is a transcript of the gene cfdp1, whose product is annotated as craniofacial development protein 1. The coding region runs from base 16 to 930 and encodes 304 amino acids. The record is from RefSeq and is a predicted model, not a curated record. Lineage: Eukaryota; Metazoa; Chordata; Actinopteri; Cypriniformes; Leuciscidae. The transcript has 7 exons.
CACAGAAAAAGAAGAAUGAAUUAUUCGGAUUACGACUCGGAUGGUUAUUCCUCAAGUGAGGAUGAAGACUAUGUCCCUUCUGAUGAUAAUCUGAGCGAGGAUGACAUGAAUGAAUGUGUGAAGGAGGACGCACUGGAAGGGGAGGAUCCCAACGAUCAGCAGUCAGGACAUGUGAAGAUGAAAAAGAAGAAAACUAAAGCAGACAUUCCUAUGAGAAAAAGGAAAAAAGGAGGCCUCAAACUGGCAGAAGAUGGUGAGGGAGGUUCGUCAGGCCAGCAGAAAGAGGAAGAUGAGCCAAAAGAAGAUCAUUUUGUAACCAAGUCUAGAGGGGACAAUGACGUUAAGCAGAAGAAGAAAGCAGAUGAUCUUUGGGCUAGUUUUCUGAGUGAUGUCGGCCCUCGACCCAAAGCAUCAGCUCCGAGUGCAGACACUCAGCAGUCCACAUCUACAGCUGGCCCAGAUACACCCAGUAAACCCUCUGCAGCGUCUCAGCAGGAGGACAAACCUAAAGAAUCCUCCAAAAUCACAAUUACCAAGGUGUUUGAUUUCGCAGGAGAAGAAGUUCGGGUCACCAAAGAGGUGGACGCAGACUCCCGGGAGGCCAAGAGUUUUCUGAAGGAGGAAGAGCAGUCAGUGUCAUCUGAGCCACAGCUGUCCGAUGCGCUCUCCUCUGGAUCCAGUGUGAAGAGGCCAGCGGGCAUGGGGAGCAUCCUGAAUCGCAUCGGGAGCAAAAAGCAGAAGAUGAGCACUUUGGAGAAGUCUAAGAUGGACUGGGAUGCCUUUAAAUCAGAGGAGGGCAUCGCAGACGAGCUGGCAAUCCAUAAUCGAGGCAAAGAAGGGUACGUGGAGCGGAAGAACUUCCUAGAGAGAGUGGACUUGCGGCAGUUUGAGCUGGAGAAGAGCGUGCGUCUGAACAACAUGAAACGGUGACAAGAGGAGAGAGCAGACACAUUCACUGAUCACAACACAGACUCCCAUAUUCACAUUCGCCCUGCAUACACUGUUGGUUUUUAUCGUCAUAUAGGUGGAAACAUUUUUCAGAUCCCUGGCCUGUAACAACGCUCCAAAAACUGGUCUGCGUUCACAAUCAAAUGUU